AUGGAUGUGUCCGACGACCGCUUCUACGGCUCCCAGACGCCGGACCGCUCCGACACCAACAGUCCGCGCUCGCAGAUGAGCAGCCCCAACUCGGCCUCCUCCAUCAAUGUCACCGACCAGUCGCUGUCCAUGUCGCAACACCAGCAGAACCUGGAGACGCUCAACCGAAUGGGGAUGUUCUUCCAUGCCCAGCAGAUGCAUCUCAACCAGAGUUUCGACGCGGUCAAGUCUAGGUUAGGGCUGACUCAAGUGCCUAGUGUUAGUCAGGGUCCGCGGCAUACGAUAGACGCGAUCUUGGGACUGAACGCGGGCAGACAGAGAGUGAGUGAGUUCGAGCACAGACGCGAGGAGCGGGAAAGAGACUGCGAGCCCGUGCCCGUGUCGCCCGGGGCCGUCGAAAGUGCCGGCGAGGGUUCUUGCAACAGCAACGACGGAUACCACCCCCAGGACAAAUCGGACGACGAAGGUCCGCCGGCUAGCGCGGAGGACAAAAAGAAGCAUCGCCGCAACCGCACCACCUUCACCACUUACCAGCUGCACGAGCUGGAGCGGGCCUUCGAGAAGAGCCACUACCCAGAUGUGUACUCGAGGGAGGAGCUCGCCAUGAAGGUUAACUUGCCGGAAGUUAGGGUCCAGGUAUGGUUCCAAAACCGCCGCGCCAAAUGGAGACGCCAAGAGAAGAUGGAGGCAGCUAGACUGGGUCUCUCGGAGUACGGGUGCGCGCCUCCGCGGCUCUCUGCCCUCGGGCUGCCUGUUGACCCCUGGCUCGCUCCACCGUUGCUUACAGCUUUACCGGGUUUCCUUAGCCACCCCCCCUCAGGAUACCCGAGCUACCUGACUCCCCCCGCGCCGGUGACCCCCGCGCCCGCGCCCCCCGACCCGCGCUCUACUUCCAUAGCAGCACUCAGGAUGAAGGCCAAGGAACACGUCGAGAGUCUAAGCAAAGGUCUGCAGAUGGUGUAA
Zerene cesonia (dogface butterfly) is the source of this 963-nucleotide messenger RNA. Its product is annotated as retina and anterior neural fold homeobox protein 2-like. Lineage: Eukaryota; Metazoa; Arthropoda; Insecta; Lepidoptera; Pieridae. The record is from RefSeq and is a predicted model, not a curated record. The coding region runs from base 1 to 963 and encodes 320 amino acids. Gene Ontology annotation, molecular function: DNA-binding transcription factor activity, RNA polymerase II-specific; RNA polymerase II cis-regulatory region sequence-specific DNA binding. Gene Ontology annotation, biological process: positive regulation of transcription by RNA polymerase II. The transcript has 4 exons.